AUGUGGAACGGUACGUCCCACCACCGACCUCCCGAUCCCCCUCACACCCGGCCUCUCUCCCCGGAGCCUCUCUCCCCGGAGCCUCUCUCCCCGGAGCCUCUCUCCCCGGAGCCUCUCUCCCCGGAGCCUCCCUCCCCGGAGCCUCUCUCCCCGGAGCCUCUCUCCCCGGAGCCUCUCUCCCCGGAGCCUCUCUCCCCGGAGCCUCUCUCCCCGGAGCCUCUCUCCCCGGAGCCUCUCUCCCCGGUGCCUCUCUCCCCGGAGCCUCUCUCCCCGGAGCCUCUCUCCCCGGAGCCUCUCUCCCCGGUGCCUCUCUCCCCGGAGCCUCUCUCCCCGGAGCCUCUCUCCCCGGUGCCUCUCUCCCCGGUGCCUCUCUCCCCGGUGCCUCUCUCCCAUCCCCGCUGUGCGGCAGCUCGGUCCGGGUGUUAG
This is a messenger RNA of Knipowitschia caucasica, 426 nucleotides long. The record is from the annotation of a GenBank genome assembly. Lineage: Eukaryota; Metazoa; Chordata; Actinopteri; Gobiiformes; Gobiidae.